Molecule: messenger RNA, 6546 nt
Organism: Salvelinus namaycush (lake trout)
Lineage: Eukaryota; Metazoa; Chordata; Actinopteri; Salmoniformes; Salmonidae
Product: titin-like
Exons: 11
Coding region: 1-5829 (1942 amino acids)
Biological process (GO): mitotic sister chromatid cohesion
Cellular component (GO): nucleus; chromatin
Molecular function (GO): protein-lysine-acetyltransferase activity
Source: RefSeq, a predicted model, not a curated record
AUGGGAACUCAAGCAUCUUCAGUGAAGGCUUCAGAUCCCGUACCUGGACAACCUGAGCAGGUGAACCAGAGCAGUGAGACACAGGAGAUGCAGGGAGGUUCUGUGACUACUACUACAGAUGAAGUUAAUGAGAGUGUAGAGACCAAGCCUGACACACAAAUAAUGUCUCCUGCUAUAGUAGCAUUCUCUGAGAAAGCUUCAGACCCUAUCCUUGAGCAGUUGAACCAGAGCAGGAAGAUACAGGGAGAUUCUGUGACUACUCCUACAAAUGAAGUUAAUGAGAGUGUAGAGACCAAGCCUGACACACAAAUAAUGUUUCCUCCCGCUAUAUUAGCAUCCUCUGAGAAAGCUUCAGACCCCAUCCCUGAGCAGUUGAACCAGAGCAGUGAGACACAGGAGAUGCAGGGAGAUUAUGUGACUACUCCUACAGAUGAAGUUAAUGAGAGUGUAGAGACCAAGCCUGACACACAAAUAAUGUCUCCUCCCGCUAUAGUAGCAUCCUCUGAGAAAGCUUCAGACCCCAUCCCUGAGCAGUUGAAUCAGAGCAGUGAUACACAGGAGAUGCAGGGAGAUUCUGUGACUACUACUACAGAUGAAGUUAAUGAGAGUGUAGAGACCAAGCCUGACACACAAAUAAUGUCUCCCGCUAUAGUAGCAUCCUCUGAGAAAGCUUCAGACCCCAUCCCUGAGCAGUUGAACCAGAGCAGUAAGAUGCAGGGAGAUUCUGUCACUACUCCUACAGAUGAAGUUAAUGAGAGUGUAGAGACCAUGCCUGACACACAAAUAAUGUCUCCCGCUAUAGUAGCAUCCUCUGAGAGAGCUUCAGACCCCAUCCCUGAGCAGUUGAACCAGAGCAGUAAGAUGCAGGGAGAUUCUGUCACUACUCCUACAGAUGAAGUUAAUGAGAGUGUAGAGACCAUGCCUGACACACAAAUAAUGUCUCCCGCUAUAGUAGCAUCCUCUGAGAGAGCUUCAGACCCCAUCCCUGAGCAGUUGAACCAGAGCAGUAAGAUGCAGGGAGAUUCUGUCACUACUCCUACAGAUGAAGUUAAUGAGAGUGUAGAGACCAUGCCUGACACACAAAUAAUGUCUCCCGCUAUAGUAGCAUCCUCUGAGAGAGCUUCAGACCCCAUCCCUGAGCAGUUGAACCAGAGCAGGAAGAUGCAGGGAGAUUCUGUGACUACUCCUACAGAUGAAGUUAAUGAGAGUGUAGAGACCAAGCCUGACACACAAAUUAUGUCUCCCGCUAUAGUAGCAUCCUCUGAGAGAGCUUCAGACCCCAUCCCUGAGCAGUUGAACCAGAGCAGUAAGAUGCAGGGAGAUUCUGUCACUACUCCUACAGAUGAAGUUAAUGAGAGUGUAGAGACCAAGCCUGACACACAAAUAAUGUCUCCUCCCGCUAUAUUAGCAUCCUCUGAGAAAGCGUCAGACCCCAUCCCUGAUCAGUUGAACCAGAGCAGUGAGAUGCAGGGUGUUCAGGAAGGUUCUGUGACCACCUCUACAGUUCAAGUUAAUGAGAGUGUAGAGAACAAGCUUGAUGCAUGUAUCAAGUGUGCAGACCCUGUAUCUGAACAGAGCACCAAGACGCAGGAGAUGCAGGAAAAUGCGACGACCACCCCUACAGGUCUUGUUAAUGAACGUCUAGAGACUAAGGUCAAUGCGAAAAUAUUAUCUCCUCCAGCUAAAGGCCUAGUAGCAUAUAGCAGCAGUAGUGAUUCCGAAAGUGAAAGUGAGGAAAAUGAAAGGAAGGCAGUCGAAGAGUCAAGAGAUGUGACAAUGGAAACUCAAGUAUCUUCCGAGAAGGUUCCAGACCCUGUACAUGAACAGGUGAAGCAGAGCAGUACGAGCCAGCAGAUACAGGAAGAUUCCAUGACCACCUCUACAUAUGAAGUUAGUGAAGGUCCCAUGACCACGCCUAGUGAGAGUGUAGACACCAAGCUUGAUACAAAUAUAAAGUCUCCAUCUAUAGAAGCGUUUUCAGAGGACGCUUCAGACCCUGUCCCUGAACAGGUUAAUCAGAUAUGCAUCGAAAUAGAGGAUAUGCAGAAAAAUUCCAUGACCACCUCUUCCGAUGAAGUAGUUGAACAUUUAGAUACCAAGCUUGAUGCAAAAAUAGAUAUCCCUCCACCUCUAGAAGCAUCCUUUGAGGAGACCCAUACAGUUGAAAUCAGUGAGAGUGCAGGGACCACGCUUGAUGCAAAUAUGAAGUGUCCACAUCCUGCAACUGUACAUGUGAUGCAGAGCACUGAGAUGCAGGAAGAUUCUGCGCCCACCCCUGCAGAUCAAGUUAGUGAGAGUUUAGACACCAAGCUUGAUAUCGAAGUAAAAUCUCCUCCACCGGUGGAAGUAGCCUCAGAAGAGACGGUAGACAAUGUCUCAGAACAGGUGAAGCAGAGCACUGAGAGACAAGAUGUCCAGGAAGAUUCCAUGACCAUCCCUACAGAUAAACUUAGGGAAAGUUUAGAGACAAUGUCAGGUGCUAAGAUAAAGUCUCCACCCCUAGAAGCACUGUUCAGUGCUCUGAAGGAGUCCAGUCUUUGCAAACACCCCCUGUCUGAUACAAUGCGCUCAAAUGUCAAAGAGUUUCUGGAAGUAGAGGAUUCUUUAGAAAUCAUGAAAAAAGACUGUGAUUUUGGUGUGACAGAGAGUAUUGAGUGUACAUUAGACCUGGAGACCCCGAUUAUUGUUGAGGAUAUGGAGAUCGGUCACUGUGUUGUGGAGGUGGUGGGAGAGAAUGGGGAAGAUGUGGAUAUGGAUAGUGAUCUGGAAAUCAUAGACAACUCUAAGGAGGUGCCAGAGAAGACAGUCCAGCUAACCAAAGGGUCUGAAGAUGAGUGUCGUCUAGAUAACAGUGAAGCUGGUACUGAAAAGAAAGGCACAAGUUCCUCUAACCAAGACAGCACAAAUAGUGUCAAGAAGGAAGUUGCCAAAAAGACACAGGGUAGCCCGGAAAAACCUAAGAAACAGCAGAUGAACCCUCAGGCCCGGACUAAAGCCAGACUAGCAGCGCUAGCUGAGCAAAAGGCAGCUGCCUCCAAAAAAGCGAGCAGGCAGCUCAACCUCCUAGCCUUAUGUGAGGAAAUAGCGGACGAUAUCGCCACGGACACCAUGCUAUUAAAGACGGAGGAAGAGGAUGAGCAGGUUGUAACGGUUGAGGCUGAACCCAGUAAGGAGCCAGAAUGCCCACAGCCUUUCACACAGGCUGAGACUGUCCCUAUCCCUCCAACUCCUGCCGGGCCCAAGGAGCCCUCUACCCCAGUAGUACCCGCUGCUGCAGUUUCUGCUCCAGCCAAGCCCCCAGCUCCAGAGCCACCACAGAGACGCUUCUUCAUCAGCCAAGUGACGGUGCCCCUCAAAAUCCACGAGAAGAAGAAGCUUACCAGGUUCCAGAGGCUGCGGCAGGUGGAGCUGCAGCGGGAGAAGAAUAUGUCCUGGACCAUGGUGAAGAAGCUCAAGUCCGAUCAGGCCAAUCAGAAGAUGUUUCCGGAGACCGAGGCUAAACCUGCCCCCCCAUUACUGUCCACUCCAGCAGUAGCAGCACCCAUCCCAGUGACCGCAACACCCCCACCCCCCUCAGCCAGUCCAGCAGCACCCACAGUAGCUGCACCCUGUCCUACCCCAGCCGCAGCCAGCCCAGCAGUAACCCCUAAGCUUGAGCCCCCCAAAGUUGAGCCCCCCAAAGUGACCCCAAGUAAGGGACCCACCCUUAGAAAGAGGACGCUUCCAGCAGUACCCCCACCGAUGCCCAACGGACUGAAAGCUCAGAAGGCCAAGCCUGUGGCGGAGUAUAAGCCUUACAAAGCCAGGCCCAAGUACUCUUUUGAUGACUUUCAACUGGAUGACGAGCCGAAACCCACAGUGCAGAAGGCAGUACUACCGGCCGUGCAGAGGGCAGCAUUGAGACCUACGUCUACCACCAUUCCGAGGGCAGCAGUGACACUUACGACAGCGGCCAAACAUGAGGACUCAAAACCUACCGGCCAGAAGACAGCAGUGCCUACCGGCCAGAAGGCGGCAGUACCUACCAUGCAGAAGCCAGGGGUACCUACCGGCCAGAAGACGGCAGUACCUACCAUGCAGAAGCCAGGAGUACCUACCGGCCAGAAGACGGCAGUACCUACCGGCCAGAAGACGGCAGUACCUACCGGCCAGAAGACGGCAGUACCUACCGGCCAGAAGACGGCAGUACCUACAGGCCAGAAGAUGGCAGUACCUACCGGCCAGAAGACGGCAGUACCUAUUAUGCAGAAGACGGCAGUACCUACCAGCCAGAAGACGGCAGUACCUACCAGCCAGAAGACGGCAGUACCUACCAGCCAGAAGACGGCAGUACCUACCAGCCAGAAGACGGCAGUGCCUACCAGCCAGAAGACGGCAGUGCCUACCAGCCAGAAGACGGCAGUACCUACCAGCCAGAAGACGGCAGUACCUACCAGCCAGAAGACGGCAGUACCUACCAGCCAGAAGCCGGCAGUACCCGCCGCGCAGAAGCCGGCAGUACCCGCCGCGCAGAAGCCGGCAGUACCCGUCGCGCAGAAGCCGGCAGUACCCGCCGCGCAGAAGCCGGCAGUACCUACCGCGCAAAAAAUAGUUGUACCUACCACUCAGAAGACCACACCAACUGUGCAGAAGGCAGUUGUGACAAAACCAACAGUGCAGAAGUCAGUAGAGACACCGACCCCUAUGCCCAGAAAUGGCAAACAUGAGGACUCCAAACUCACUGUACAGAAGGCAGAAGUGCCUAAACCCACUGUACAAAAGGAAACAGUGGUACCUACACUUACCCCUCAAACUGAGCAGAAAGAAGAAGCAUCACCUAUGCCCAAAACUGCCAAAGAUAAGGACUGCAUAGCACCAGUGUCUUCCCCUCCCUUUGAAGAGACCCCACGAGAUUCUGUUGACAAGGAUCAGUGUGAAGAAAAGCCUGCUGUUGCUGAGAUUAAACCGGCAUCCCCAGAGGUCAAGACAGAGGGCACGACAACAACAGAGUCCUCUGACUCUGUGGUCGUGCAAUCAGCAGAUAAUAGCAGUCCCCUCUCUGACGCAUGUCUGCAGAAAGAGAUAAAAAAACUAAAGGAGGCCGACAAAGAUGAAAAUCAAACCACCACUGAUGCAGGGCAGAAGCACUUUGGAGCGGUGACCUGCGGUGUGUGUGGGAUGCUGUAUUCCGCUGCCAACUCGGAGGAUGAGUCCCAGCACCUGCACUUCCACAACCAGUUCAUCAGUGCUGUCAGAUAUGUGGGGUGGAAGAAGGAGAGGAUUCUGGGAGAGUACCCCGAUGGCAAGAUCAUCCUUGUCCUUCCAGAUGACCCCAAAUAUGCACUGAAAAAGGUUGAGGAGAUCAGAGAGAUGGUGGACAAUGACCUGGGCUUCCAGCAGGUGGAAACCAAGUGUCCCUCCCAGACCAAAACCUUCCUGUUCAUCUCCAAUGACAAGAAGGUGGCUGGGUGCCUGAUCGCUGAGCACAUUCAGGAGGGCUACAGGGUGAUCGAGGAGGCGGUACCCGAGGGCUCGGAGGGAGAGAAGGUGAUGUUUGAGCGUCAGAGAGCCUGGUGCUGUUCCACUGACCCAGAGCCAGCCCUCUGUGGCAUCAGCCGCAUCUGGGUCUUCAGCAUGAUGAGACGGACGGGCAUCGCCUCGCGCAUGAUCGAGUGUCUCAGGAACAACUUCAUUUACGGCUCCUACCUGAGCAAGGAGGAGAUUGCCUUCUCCGACCCAACGCCCGACGGGAAGCUCUUCGCUACACACUACUGCGGCACCUCGCAGUUCCUGGUUUAUAACUUUGUCAGUGGGACUCGUUCAGACCAACCAAGUCUUAGCGUGGUGUAAGCAAUCGCAUCAAGGUGGAUUUUUGCUGAGGCCCAGUGAGACUUGCCCUCACCAACUAACCAACCGAUCUCUGGAUCUUGUCGCGGGGACAGCCUGUCACAAGCACAUUGUGGUUCUUUUAGACUGAAGAGUUAAGACUCAGACUGGACUCUUCUGAGGGGGACAUCUUGGUUUUUAAUCUCAGGUUGAAAACAACAACAUGUUGUUUGAAAAAUAUUAAAAUUCUCCCUUUAAUCCCUGCAUAGUAUUUUGAGACAAAUAAUAUUUUUCUUUAUGUUUUUUAAAUAAGAAACAAGCGUUUUAUUGGAAGUAUUAAAGCGUUUACAUGCAUGAAACUUGACAGCAAUAGAAUACAAAGAGCAUUUCACAAUUCAUAGUUUCCAAAAAUCGGAGAGAUACACUACAUUUUACUCAAACGGUUCUAAAACAAUGCUGUGGUCCUGUUCUAAUAAUGCAUUUAAUUAAUUUUAGCCUCUUAAAUCAGGUUAAAAGUUGCUGUACUAAGGUGAAGACUUAUUCCUCUUGUGUAGGGGAUGUUCUUACACACAUCAUGUUCAUCAUCUCUUGGCAUUUCAUGCAGUGAUAUUAUGACCACAGAGGUUCCAUUAUGUGAUGGGGUACGUUACUAAACUCAACAAAAAAAGAAACGUCCUCACUGUCAACUGUGUUUAUUUUCAGCAAACUUAACGUGUAAAUGUUUGUAUGAACAUAACAAGA